Molecule: messenger RNA, 1221 nt
Organism: Mycena indigotica
Lineage: Eukaryota; Fungi; Basidiomycota; Agaricomycetes; Agaricales; Mycenaceae
Exons: 6
Coding region: 1-1221 (406 amino acids)
Source: RefSeq, a predicted model, not a curated record
AUGACCGAACUUCUAGUUCAUCUCGUUUACAUUCACGGCUUCCAAGGCGAUGAGACGAGUUUCCAGUCUUUCCCGAAGGACCUCCAAGAAUACCUGUCUGCCACCGUCGUUUCCCCUACCAACCCGACUAUCAAGUUCCAGUCGAGCUUAUACCCGACAUACAAGAGCCGGAAGCCGAUUGCGGAGGCUACUCACAACUUUCUUGCAUGGCUGAAGACCCAGCCGCCCGGGCCAGUCAUCCUCAUGGCACAUUCGAUGGGCGGUCUCCUCGCAGCGGAUGCAGCAACCGGUUCAUUCAACGCCGGCCCAGCCAAGUCACGCAGGAUACUUGGUGUUAUCGCCUUCGAUGUCCCAUAUCUGGGAAUGCACCCCCAUGUCGUCGUCAGCGGUCUUGCCUCGCUCUUUCCAAAAGAGCUGGAGGAAACGAAGGAGAAGCAUCCCAAGGAGGCGGACGUGAACAAGCAUGCAGAUGUCCAGAUCGUGGAUAGGGCAGUCACGGAGGACUGGGAGACAUUCAAGAGCAGGAUAGACGGAGAGCGCUCGCAUUCGCAACCCUUGACCUCCCCUCCCACUUCUCUUGAUCCACCAUUGCCUUCACCCCCACCACGCAGCAAGUCGCCCAUUCUCGACAAAACCCUUUCUUUUCUGUCCCACCAUGCCAACGGGAAGGUCGGCAACUGGCUCCAAAAGCACUCGAACGACCCCUUCUCCGCCGGCAAGCGCAUUGUGGUCGAAUACUUCCAGUUCGGCUCGAGCAUGUUUGACCCCAGCGGCCUGAAGGACCGCUACACCCGCCUGGUCGCUUGGCAAGACGGACUGUGGGUCAACUAUUGGACGCAAGUGCCCAAGCCCGUCGUUCACGAAGAGGAUCCAGCGUUGGGGCAUGUCGAAACCGUCGAUUCAGUGCCGUCCACUGCAUCCACUCCUCCCAUCGCAAAUUCUUCUUUGGUAGAGCGUCCUGACAGCCCGCCGCGAAAGACAGAUAAGAAGAAGGAGAAAAAGCAGAAAAAGAACAAGUCGCAUCACUUCAUCGUCCUCCCGAACGGCCUCGGCGAGUACUUUGGCGGGCUGGACAGGUGGGAGAAGGUGAUGAUUGGCGGCGUUGCGGACGAGGUCGCCGCGCAUACGGGGCUGUUCAUUCGGGGGAGUAACUUGGAAUACGAGCAGCUCGUGCAGCGUGUUGCUGACCGGGUCAUCGGGUGGUGUGCCGUGUUGAAGUAA